Molecule: messenger RNA, 1463 nt
Organism: Prorocentrum cordatum
Lineage: Eukaryota; Dinophyceae; Prorocentrales; Prorocentraceae
Source: the annotation of a GenBank genome assembly
GGGGGGGAGGCCCGGGCCGCACUGCGGCGGGGCCGCCGCGGCGCCACUUUGGGGGCAAUGGCCAGGCGCACGGUCCUGUGGUUGACCGGUGUCGCGUGCAUCUGCCUCGUAGCCGUGAUAUGGACGCUGGCGACGGUGUUGAAGCAGGUCGUGUUCAGCGACCUCCACUACGACGAGCCGCUGGUGCUCACCUGGGUGUGCAACGGGUGCUACGUCCUGCAGCUGCCCCUCUUCCUCGCUGGCAGGGCCCUGGGCCUCGUGAAGAGCAUCCCCUGGCGGCGGCGGCAGCACCACGGGCCCGAGGGCGGAGAGGACUUGCUCAACUGCUGGGAGUCCCCGUCGCCCUCCCACGGCGCCCCGUCCGAGGCCCGAGGCGCCGAUGCGGGCGCCUCUGCGGCCGAGGCGGGCACCUCUGUGGCGGAGGCCGUGAUCGCUGGCCUCGCCAUCGCACCGGUGUGGUUCGCCUCCCAGUGGACCUACAGCGCCGGGGUCGCCAGGACGUCCGUAACGUCCUCCACGGUGAUCUCCACAACCAGCGUGGUAUGGACACUGCUGGCUAGCUGGAUGUUCCUGGGCGAGAAGCUCACACCAGUCAAGUUGCUUGGGAUCGCGGCUUGCAUGGCUGGCAACGUGGCGACGCUAUGGGGGAACGACAUCGAGUCUGGGCAGAGGGACCACUUCUCUGGAGACGUACUGUGCCUUGUCGCGGCGAUGUUGUACGCUACCUACACCACGAUGCUGAUGGUCCUCACCACAGAGGACACUUGCAUCAACCUCGUCUUUGGUGCAGUGGGCGUAGCCAUGUUGGUGUUCGCCUCUCCUGUAGUCCUCCUUCUCAGAGGCGACGCAGUGCGCACAAUGAGCUCCGAGAUUUUCGGGCUGCUCAUUUUCAACGGCGUGUUCGAUAACGUCCUCUCCCAGUACGCAUGGGCCAAAGGGGUACAGUGGACGUCGCCCACAAGUGCCACCGUUGGCCUUUCGCUCACGAUUCCCCUGAGCAUGGUAGCGGAUGUCGUCCGUAGGAAACCGCUCACGGUCUGGUCGUUCGUCGCCGCAGCGCUGGUGGUGCUGGGCUUUGUGUUGGUCACGCUGUCAUCGUCGCCUGGUCGCGACGGCGAUGGGGUCAAGGCGCGGCGGCCAGCUGCCGCGAUGCCAGCGGACCAGGCCGACGGUGGUUCGCUGAGCGAGCCGCUCUCCCCGUCCGACGCAAGGAGAUGCAUCCCGAGGGCAACACGGAGACCUUUGCCCAGCCCGCAUUCGGAGUGAGGCCUAGCAUUCGUGAUACCACCGACGCCGGUAAAGCCAACGCGGAGAUUCUCUCACCCUCGUAGGGUGUGCUUCGAUGGGCGCAGUUGCCCUCCUCAUCCUCAUCCUUCUCCUCCUCUCUCAGAGUGUAUGUACUUCCCUCUUUCUCUCGCUUUCUCUCUCUCUCUCUCUCCCUCCCUCCCUCUCCCUCUCUCUCC